GUCGUCAUCAGCUGAUGUUCACUCCGACCUUCUCCUCCACUGCGGGAGACACGGACAUCUAAACGUCUCCAUCCGCAGCGCUUCAAAUAUAUCCCGUACCGAAGCAUGGCGAGCCAAUCUCAGGGCAUCCAGCAGCUGCUGCAGGCGGAGAAACGAGCCGCGGAAAAGGUCGCAGAAGCCCGUAAAAGAAAAAAUCGUCGUCUGAAGCAAGCCAAAGAGGAGGCACAGGCUGAGAUUGAGCAGUACCGUCUGCAAAGGGAGAAAGAGUUCAAGACAAAGGAGGCUGCGGCCCUGGGGUCCCAUGGAAACUCUGCUGUAGAGGUGGAUAAGGAGACCGUGGAUAAGAUGAGACACAUCCAGAGCAGUUAUCAGAAGAACAAGGAAGCUGUGCUUGUAAACCUGCUGAAGAUGGUGUGCGACAUCAAGCCAGAGAUCCAUGCCAAUUACCGUGUUGCUGGAUAAACCCCACAUCUGUUACCAUUCCCAAAGACCCACAAAGCGCUGAGACAAAGACUGCUACUAGACUUAUCUGGUUACAAUCCUGAUGUUUAGAUAGCUGGACUACACUGCUUAAUAAUACACUUCUUAUCCACAUUAUGACAUUAACACAUUUCCUAGGGUUUAAACAGACAUUCAUUGAUACCUGAACUAGUCAGUGGUCAUGGUACCACACACACACACACACACACACACACACACACAUUUUUCAUUGUUUGCAAAUAUAUCUUUGAUAUGGUCCCAUGCAAGUCUUUGUCUCUGUUCUUUUAGUUAACUGUAGUAUUGUUCAGUAUAUUAGAGUGAGUUUCUUUGUGAAUGAUAACUUUAAAUGCUUGUAUCUUGAUGCUACAAUCUUAAUUUGUAAGUAAUCAGAUGUUGUUUUAUCUAAUUGAUGUGUACAAUAUAAAUAUUUUGAUGGAUUUUCUUUGUGUGACAAAUCUCAUAGUUGUCAUAAUCUUAACGUAUUCAUAAUUAAAUACAGUCCUCCUGCGCUCUUCUUCUGUAUAUGUAGAUUGCAGUCCUCUAUUUCAGCCUGCUGUAAUAAAUGUUUGUGUACAAAUGGA
Carassius carassius (crucian carp) is the source of this 1061-nucleotide messenger RNA. RefSeq names its product V-type proton ATPase subunit G 1-like. The transcript has 3 exons. Gene Ontology annotation, molecular function: proton-transporting ATPase activity, rotational mechanism. The record is from RefSeq and is a predicted model, not a curated record. Gene Ontology annotation, biological process: proton transmembrane transport. The coding region runs from base 106 to 462 and encodes 118 amino acids. Lineage: Eukaryota; Metazoa; Chordata; Actinopteri; Cypriniformes; Cyprinidae. Gene Ontology annotation, cellular component: vacuolar proton-transporting V-type ATPase complex.